CAGCAAUUAUCAUUUGUGAUCAUCAGACAGAUCUGAGAGUACUUAUGAAAAUAUGAACUCCACUAAAACACAAGAGAUGGACAGAGAAGAUGAAGAUGAGAUGGCGAUCUAUGCCAAUGCAGACAUUGUAUUUAAUGAUGAUCGCAGAACAAGGGUCAAGGACUCAGAUACCAAGAGACAACGGAUGCUUCAAAUUGCAGGAAGUGUGUGGAGCAGAAUGCAUGGAGCAGCUGCAGUAUGUUUGGUGCUGUUUUGUGUUCUGAUGACUGUCAUCAUAGUGCUGCGCGUCCAGCUCAGCACAGAGACUCACAACUGCCAAACUGAAAUCAAGAACUUUACUGAAGAGAGAAACCAGUUACAAAAAAAGUAUACAGACCUCGAGGAAAAGAGAAACCAGUUACAAAAAAAGUAUACAGACCUCGAGGAAAAGAGAAACCAGUUACAAAACAAUUAUAAAGAAAUCAAAUAUGAGAGAGAUCAGUUACAAAACAAUUAUACAGGAAUCAAAUAUGAGAGAGAUGGGUUACUAAAUGAGAAUACCAGACUUAAAAAUAAUGUAACCCAGUUAGCAAUCAAGAUUGCCAAACUCACGGAAGGGAGAAACUCAUCUAAUAUGAUCAAUACCACUUAUACCACAUCGACUUACCUGUAUAAGUAAGAAGCCAUAUAUUGUUCAUUAUUAUCCAAUAAAAUUCACAAAGAUAUCACAAAGUGUGGUGGAAGUUUUAUUUUCACAUCGGUUUUAUUUGCUUUACUGUACUAAAAAAUUUUUUUUUUUUUCAUUUUGAAUGCCUCAGUAACGUGCUUAAGUUUGUCAUGAGAUGAGAGAUAACAUGAAAUCUAAAUGCAAGACAAGUGUGAAACAGGAAAUGUUUUAGCUUCUUAGACGUCCUGGCUGCUUUGAAAUGCAUCUGAAAGACAUAAAUGGACACCUUAAAUGGACAUAUAUGCUGAAUAUGCAUUAUGAUUGGAUGAGAUCAAAGAAAUCCUCAUUUGAUGGAGGUAUAAAUGUUGAGUUGGGGUGUUUCUUCUUUGUCGUACUGCAAUCAACUUGGAUGACUGUACGACUGCUGAACUGUUCUUGCAAGAAAGGACUUUUUCAAGAGACUUCUGUCUCAUACCUUUAUUGCAAUUGAAAACUGGAAGGACACAAAGUCAUACAGAAAGCUACAAUGAAAAAUCUAAUGCUGAUCUGUUGAUUCAGUUAAUGGAGGUCUGAUGAUUUCAAAAAUGUUUUUUUUUUUUUCUAUUACAUGAAAUCUGGAACAUUUGCAACAAUUAAAUCCAUAAAGGACAUUGUUUCUGCA
This is a messenger RNA of Carassius auratus (goldfish), 1307 nucleotides long. RefSeq lists its product as uncharacterized. The coding region runs from base 53 to 658 and encodes 201 amino acids. The record is from RefSeq and is a predicted model, not a curated record. Lineage: Eukaryota; Metazoa; Chordata; Actinopteri; Cypriniformes; Cyprinidae. The transcript has 2 exons.